AUGGAUUUUGGAAAAGAAGUUUUUGUGUUGGACUGCAGUAUGUUUGAAGGCAAAUUAACAGACGUCAAGAUCAUAAACAGAGCAACACAACUGAUCAUAGAUAUGGAAACGAAGUAUGUUGUGUUCGACGUUAUCAAAAGAACCGUAGUGAAAAUAUAUUCUGCGCUUCCUGAAGAACGCUACAGUCUUUUCACUUUGUACAACUCGGAGGGCACGUUUGUCGAUGUGUGCAAUCAGAAAGAGUACAAAGUAGAUGCUAUCAGAACGCGCCAUCCUAGGUCAUACAACAUAGAAUCGUUUAACUACCGAGAGUACGUGGGUUAUGUGAAAACUCGAAAAGACUUUGUCCUAAUACACAAUAGGACUGGAAAUAUAAAAUUUAUUAAUCCUUGGCCUCGAGAUAUGUAUGAGUUAUAUAUAUCAAGAUUUCUAUAAUAGCAAAUAAAUUGAAAUUCCAAAAGAUACGGGUACUGCAACAAAACAUCGUAAGCCUUUUUUAACCAUAUUUACACUAAAUAUUAUGGCACAUUUUUUCAUGUUUAAAAUUAAAACCAAUUAACUGAUGCCAAUGAUUACCAUUAGUGAAGUUGUUUGAUUUUUAAAUCAGUUUUAAAAAACUAUGUUUAUCAUCAUGUAUUUGUUUAUAUGUUUAUUAUAUUAUUAUGUAUUUCCGAUAAAAUGUAAAUUAAAUUAUGGUCCAAAUAGGUCCCUAAGAUCCUCGUUGAUGCCACAAUUUACUUUUAAUUCGAGGCUUGUUUACUCGACCGAGUUUCUCAUUUUUCCAGAAAACGAGGUCUUUUGGCCAGGAAGUGUUCACAUGUUCGGCUUGGCUUCUUUGGCCAAGAAGCGGAAUGGACCAAAGCUAUUUUUUUGCCAGUGUUCGAAUGGGGAAUAGAGUGCAAAGUGAAAUAA
Bursaphelenchus okinawaensis is the source of this 912-nucleotide messenger RNA. NCBI's taxonomy places the organism in Eukaryota, Metazoa, Nematoda, Chromadorea, Rhabditida, Aphelenchoididae. The record is from the annotation of a GenBank genome assembly.